AUGACCAGAAUCACCAUGGCCGCAUUAUUCACUACCCACUACCAGGAACGCUACGGUCCGAAAAGCCAACCACCAGACUCGAGCGUUACCCUCCCUCCAGCCCUGGACCUCAUACUCCGCCACAAAUCAAUCCGCAAAUUCCUCCCCGACGCCCUCCCUCCCGCAACCCUCGAGCUCCUGAUCGCCGCAGGCCAAAGCGCACCAACCUCCUCCAUGUUACAGGCCUGGAGCGUCAUCGCCAUCGAAGACCCAGCCCGCAAGGAUACCGUGGCGACUCUCGCCGGCGACCAGGACUUCAUCCGCCAGGCGCCCCUCUUCCUCGCCUUCUGCGCUGACCUCGCCCGCCUGACGGCCAUCUCAGAGCAGCGCGGCCAGCCGGGCAAGGGGCUCGAGAACAUGGACUUGUUCGUCAUGGCGACCAUUGACGCUGCACUGGCAGCGCAGAACGUUGUGGUUGCUGCCGAGUCGCUUGGCCUCGGAACGUGUUAUGUUGGCGCGGCGAGGAACCGUGCGAGGGAGCUAUCGGCGCUGCUGGAUUUGCCGAAACGGGUCGUCGUGCUGUUUGGAUUGGCGGUGGGCAAGCCGGAUCCGGAGUGCUUGCCGGCUAUUAAGCAGCGCCUUGGGAUGGAUGAAGUCUUGCAUAGGGAGAAGUGGAACCAUGAGGGUCACGCGGAGCGUGUGGCUGAGUAUGACGAGACUCUUGGCAACUUUUACGAGAAGAUGGGAGUUACUGGGAGGAGUGCUUGGAGUGAGUUCACGGCGAUGUGGUUGGCGUCGGGAGAUCUUGAUGGAAGGGAGGAGCUUAAGGAUGUGUUGAUGGAACGUGGCUUCGAACUGAAGUAG
Molecule: messenger RNA, 843 nt
Organism: Lasiodiplodia theobromae
Lineage: Eukaryota; Fungi; Ascomycota; Dothideomycetes; Botryosphaeriales; Botryosphaeriaceae
Exons: 1
Coding region: 1-843 (280 amino acids)
Molecular function (GO): oxidoreductase activity
Source: RefSeq, a predicted model, not a curated record